Messenger RNA from Babesia ovata, 5598 nucleotides. RefSeq lists its product as uncharacterized. The coding region runs from base 1 to 5598 and encodes 1865 amino acids. The transcript is spliced from 2 exons. NCBI's taxonomy places the organism in Eukaryota, Apicomplexa, Aconoidasida, Piroplasmida, Babesiidae. The record is from RefSeq and is a predicted model, not a curated record.
AUGUCUUUCCUUCAUGGAGUUCUUGAGAGUGUGAAGGAGGAUGAUUCAGUUACAACAUACAAUAAAUACAUUAAAUUAAAUAGUCAAGAUGAUUUACAUACUGUCCUUCAACAUCUCCAAUCUUCAAUUGGCCAGGGACGCAGUGUCUUUGGUGCCAAGAUUCAAGAGGUAAGUGGAUGGCUUAAGAAAUAUUGGACGCAGGUGAAUUCAUUAUCUCAUAAUGUUGCAGGUGAAUUAGAUGCGCUUGGCUAUAUGUUAUCAGGUAAGUACAUUGGUGAAAUUCAUGAGACGCAGGGUUUGGAAGAGCAGCUGACCGCAUGGAGGACUACAGUCUCUACAAUUUCGGAUGCGGUCGAGCGCAUUAAAAACGAUCACAUAUCUCACUUAGAUAGCGCACUUAGAAAUCAAAUGAACAAUAAUAUAAAACCGAUAGAGAAAGUAGUUGACCACAUAAAAAUAGUUAGCCACAACGCAGCCCUGUUCCAGCAAGCUACGCAGGUGGACAAUGAGCUGACGGUGCAUAAAGGGCAUCUUUUAAAUACGAUUAAUACGCAGAGUAGUGCGCUUGAACGUACGUUGGAAAAGGAGUACAAAAAUAUUUUGACAAAAAUAAAAGACACGACUGUUAGCAGGAAUAAGCAAUUCAGGAAUGUUAGGAAUGCCAUCCAGACUGCGCACAGAUUUUUGGAUGAACAAUAUGACAAUCAGUACAAAUAUAAACUUUCGCGCCAUUUUAAUGCUCUACAAAUGGAGGUCAAUAAUAUUCAUAAUGCAUUGUUGGCAAACAAAGUGCAUCUUACCGGGUUGGUCAGCGAAAUGCAGAAAACGCUGAAAGAGCUGUCCGAGAGUUUUGGAUCGAGUGUGAAAACAGCUGUUAAGUUAGAUUUGGGGGCGUUGCACAGUGCGAUUACUGAACUUGAUAGCAAAGUUAGCAAGGAUCCUGCUGAUGGUAAUAUUGUCAGUGAGCAGUUAAAAUCGCUCAAAUUGCAGAAAGAUACGCUGGAUAAGAUUACUGCCUCAGGUAAUAGUGACGCGACGAAUCUUGAAAAGAAAUUUGAGACUGCGAUCAAGGAGAGGCUUAGCGGUUUGGUUGGUGGUGUGGAUUCCGCAAUUAAGGCGCUUUGCGGGAGGUUUCAGCUCGAAGAUAAGAAAAACAACCUUGCGGGUAUUCUAGAACAUAUUAAAGGUGAAGUCGGAAAAAUUUAUGAGGGGAACGGAGAUAAAAAAGAUAAAGGCUUGAGAGGGGUAGAAAAGGCAUUUAGGACAUAUGCUAAGACAUUUAAAGAUGACGAUGGGCUUGCAGCUGUGGUACAAAAGUGGAUCAAAGAUAUAUUGGAUACGAAUGAAGUGGUCAGGAAGUAUAUUGCGGAAUACCUUAGGAGGAACAAGAAUAAUAGUGGUUAUUUUAAGAAUGGUUAUGUAAAUGAGACCAAGUUUGUAAUGGAGUCUACAAAUACCAAUGACGUUGCAUCUGCAAUUAAGGAGCAGCUUAGUCAACAAAUUCAGACAGCUCAGAAAGAAAUUUCUUCACUAAAUGGAGACAUUGUGGAGAACAUCGAAAAACUCAAACAAGGUUGUGAGAAAUUUGCAACGGAACUUAAUGAUAAAAUCGAAAAGGACAAACAAUUUGAGCAGAUUAGUAGAAUUUCGUUCGUAUAUGGCAUAGUUACGGCAAUUGACGAUGCAGUUAGGGAGAAUGGCCAUACAGCGGACAACACAACAUUUCUCUUCGAAGCUGUCCGUGCCAUUUUAGCUGCUCUCAUCUCCGCUGCCAGGCGUACAGCAGGCGAACUCAAUUCGAUACUCCUUGACAAAAAGGUUGGCGCCAAUCCCAGUACUAUCGCAGCGGAGAUCGACGGGGCUAAGAGUGCCACCAUGACGCUUUUAGAAAAGGUUACUGCAGCGGCUACCGCCUCCUGUAUCCUAACUGAUCCUACCUGUAACGUCGACUCCGCCAUCGGCAAAGUGAGUGACCAGAUUAAGAAGAUUGAGAAAAUUUUUAAAAAUGAAGUUAAGGAACAUCUUCACCAAGCAGUUGAGCGUUUCAACUCCGACGCCAUAAACCAAAUUACAGGAGCGGCCACAACUGCGAUUGACAACGCUGGCCAAAAAGUGAUCGCGGAGAUUAAGAAGUUCACCGUCGGCAGCAACGCAGAAGGCACGAAAAACCUUGCCGCGGCACUACAAAAAUUAAAAUUAGAGUUCGAUAAACUUAAUACGUAUAUUAAAUCAGGUGGAACAUCGGGUGAAAUUGACAAGAUGCUUGUCGCAAUUCAACAGCAGCUUACCGAACAUAAUGAAAUUUCAAAGGAUGAUGCCGAUGGUGAAAUAAACAAAAAGAAAAAAGAAGCCGAAAAUCUCAUGGACAAGUUGAAAUAUGAGAUCAAAUAUAUUCUUCAAGUUAUAGAAUCGAAUGUAACCGAUACCGACGACUUAUUAAAGGAGGCAAUCAGUGCUGUUUACAUGGCUGUUUACACAGCUAAUAAUAAGCUCAAACAAACAAUACAAAACGUAAAAGACGAACUCAUCCGUAUUGCCAAAAACGCUUUUGAUUCAAUAAUCAAGGAGGUAAAGUCCCUCUUCUCCGCCUCCCACGCCGCCGACCUCCAGGCCCUGCGCGCGCUCGUCGAAACGCAACUGCGGGAAGUGCAAACAGUAAUCGCGCGGGACGCAGUCACGGGCGUGAAGGGGAUGCUGAAGACGCUGAGUGGUGUCUCCAUUCACGCUAAAAAUAUAGAUUUCACUAAUGAAAACAAUUUGCUUAAUAAGCUUAAAAAGGAUCUGCCUCAGUCCCCUCCGCAAGGUCCGCCAGUGAAACCAACCAAAGAACAUUUCAAAAACUUAGCCUUCAAUUUCCAAGAUUAUAUUGAUCCGCUGCUACAGUACACUGAAGGCCAAGUAAAAGAUAAUUCGCAAGAUAAAAAUAAUCCUCUUCUCACUCAACAGUCCCUCCAAGUGAAGGGAAUUCAAAAUGCCGUUGAUGAUUUACUCAAACAUCUCAGUCAUCAUGAAGAGAGGCGUAUUGAUAAAGAUACAUCUGUAAAGCGUAUUUACAUUUUUGAUGACUUAUUCACUACACUUCUUAAACAACUCUCCUCCUCCAUCUCCGCCCUCUCCCCCUCCCACUUCCACGGCUUCCACAACCCGCUGCUCCUCGACGCCCUCAAGUCCGGCAUGACCAAAUUCACCGAGCAACUCUCCCACGCGUACGUGAAUAAGUAUAGUGGUCAAAAACCUAAAGAUAGGUGGGCGUUUGAUGGAUACCAAGUUGACACUAGGGAAUCCAAGCGUAUCAAUGAGUUCACUGAGGAGGGUCGAAAGGCCGCUAGAGUAUUCCUCACCAUUUCAAGAAUGAUAUACGAAAAUUUGUUUAAAUUACGAGAUGAAUGCGAAGGCCGCUGGAGCGACAAAUAUAUCUGCGAAACAGAUAGCAAGGGAGAUAAUCCACUUGGAAGUUUCCUGAAAGGCUGUGGAUUCCGUGUCGCCGAAAAUGAAGCAUCCAAGAAAGGGGAGUUGAGAUUUCCCUACACCCAAUUCAAAGGCGAGGGAAUUAAAGACUUGCUACCAUAUACCCCCGCCUCCACAUCCGUCAUUCAGCUUCUCGAAACUCUUGUUCCAUACCUUAAUCAAUAUAACCAGAUAGGUCACAACAAGCAUAUUCCGUCACCCAGAGUUCCAUGUUCUAUUUACGAAAUGCUUGCGUGGUGCUGUGGUCUCCAGUUCAACAGUGUCUAUGAGUUGUUAGUAAAAUAUUGUGAUGAGUAUGACACCAAUGAUACUGAUAAGGCGGCAGACACCGAUUUCAAAAAUCGUCUAUCAGACGCCGUUGAUCAUGGUUUACCUAUUUUAUGUAAGUAUUCACACAACUUGCUCAUAACCAUCCUCGGCACCGGCGACGAGGAUACCCUCUACGGUGUUGAAUUAUCGAACAACUCCCUUAAUCUUAAAUAUCCCACGAGCGGUGCAGACUGUUUGCAUACAUUGCUUGAUAUAUUGCGUAAACUAUUACCGACGUUACGAUUUUUAAAGAGUAAAUGUAAACUCAGUACUCAGCACGGAGGCUGGGAGCAGUGUGAAUACGGCAAGGACAUAGCUCCGGCCAACUGGCCUUGCAAGGACCAUUCAACCAAGGAAUCAAAUUGCCAACCUAUGUGCCGACCAAAUGGUGAACCUACGUGCCAACCAAAAUCACCACUAAUGUCUUACCUAAAUGACACAUUACCCGGUCACCUUCCUCAUGAUGUCAGUGCCAUCGGUUGUAGAGCUACAUGUAACACCUGUCCCAAAUCCAAGCCCGGGCAGCCAUGUUUAACGCCUCUCGGCUUUAGAGGGUUUUCUGGCUCUACAAGGACAGGCAAAGAGCUGUGUGAAGCGCUCGGCAGAUUCUUCAGCAGUGCCAACCUUUCACCGUUAUUCUGCAUAGCCCCAAACCACCAUCCACGCUACCAGAGCACUUCUCAUUUGCGAUUACACGAUCUUACUAAAGCCAUCAUAGAUGCCUAUGGAUCGGCGUCGGCUGAUCAUACUGAUUGCACGCAUCAUCAUCUUACGCAUCUCACGUCAUUCGGCGUAUGUAGUCGCAAGACCAAAAAUAUAGAGUGUGUUCCAUAUGUUUCACCUCUAUGCCGUUAUUCAUAUCAUGACCUCGUCAACAAGCAUGCCAAUCUAUACCUCUCCUGGUCCAUUUACCUCCCCUGGGCAUUUUGGGAGUGUCUCAAAAAUCUAUACGAUGAGUUCUGUGACAUCUUCUGCCAGGACUGGGGAUGCCGUAGUUGUCUGCGUGGCAACAAGUGUAAGCGUGGCAAGCAUGGUGUUGUCGAGGAUGAUAAGAAAGAUGUUACUUGUCAGUGUAAAUCCAUGGUACAGUGCAAAGGCGUUUCACCAACAUUAUAUAAAUGUGGAUUAAGUUUUGGUGAAGCAUGGAAAUUAAAUGCUGAGAGUAGGCCUAGAACGUGUUCCGAUUUCUGUAGUCAGUUAAAGAAUGUAUUACAUUCUGAUUAUUUCACAAAGCUAUUCGGAAAAUGUGAUGAAUUCCUAUGGAUCAUCAGAGAACCCUUCUCCUACCUGUUGUUAGCCCUCUGGUCGCUGUCGCUCCUGUACCUGCUGCACAUCACCGUCGUCCGCCUCGACGUCCUGAGAAUACGCUCACACCUGAGAUCACCUCAAGCCACCGCAUCGCCGCCCAGUCGCUGCUCGCCGCCGCAAGAGUCAAGGCACUCGCCAACGUCAAGUACUUCUCACCAUAAUCGUGCCUUCACGUGUGAUCUGUGUAUCACUCACCAACUCACUCACCCACCCACCCACUCACUCACUCAACCACCUAAUCACUCAACCACUCAACCACCCACUCACUCACUACUCACUCAACCACUCACCCACUCAACCACCUUCACUCAACCACUCAACCACUCACCUAAUCACCCACCCACUCAACCACUCACUCACUCAACCACUCACCCACUCAACCACUCAACCGCCGUACGCCCGCUGACCAUCGCCACUCCCAAUCUUUCGCUGGUCGCUGUCGCUAGCGGCCCCUUCCUCCACUCCAUCAUCGUCGGUCAUUCACCCAAUCCUCGUUUUCCUCCUCACUCAUAA